Molecule: messenger RNA, 792 nt
Organism: Lactuca saligna
Lineage: Eukaryota; Viridiplantae; Streptophyta; Magnoliopsida; Asterales; Asteraceae
Source: the annotation of a GenBank genome assembly
AUGGUCUUCCCUAAGAUUCCUAAAGUAAAAUGGAUCAAAUGGGCUCCUCCUCCUUUUGGUAUUUUGAAGUUGAACACAGAUGGUUCUUUAAGGAAUGGCAUGGCAGCAAGUGGUGACAUUAUUAGGGACUAUAAGGGCUCCGAUUUGGUUGAUUUUCCUACCUUUUAUGGCCCAGGUACCAACACAUUUGCAGAAGCCAGAGCUCCCCUUUUUGGUCUGAUGCUUUGUUACAGAUUAGGCUACUCCAAAUCGUGGCGGACAAACACAAACAGCAAGCAAAGUCUUGGCUUACUCUCAUUGGGAGGUUGUUCAACCAGACUGACGAAGUUGAGUAUUGACACAAACAAUAAGAGGACGAGCUUCCCUUCUACUACCGAAAAGAGGAGUUUACCACCGCCUACAUAUUCCACUCACUCUAUCCUCUUUGAUCCUAUUCCAAGGCGAUGGAUCCUAUUUCACUAUCCGUGUCUAGAAAGCGAUUCGAUAGCACUGAAUUACUAUAAUAAGGGAGACUACCGUCGACCGUUAGGGAGACUACCGUCGACCGACCUGAGGAGGGAGACUACCGCCCCUGAGGGGCUUGUUGCUAGAGGCAUCCCCUCAAAUGAGAUUUCUAAACUCUACAACCGCUCCGGUUUGAGCAAUAAGAGCCCGCCUUCCGGGUCCUAUAUUCUAGUUACUAACUUCAAAGGAACUACUAAAAGAAGGAGUCAAAGCAUCGGAGAGUGCUACCACAAAAAUUGUUACUUAAACUCUCACCACAACCCACAGCUUAAAACUCACGUUUAUUAA